AUGCCUCACCUGGCUGCCAAGUUGAUGCUCCUCAUCGUCGCAUCCUUCCGCUUCUUCCUCUACUCGCAGGCCGCAACGCAGCAGCUUCAACGAGCCAGCAGUGCCAAUGAUACCGCAGGCUGCGUGCCACGCGAGCAGGAUGCCCUCCUGGCGUUCAAGCAAGGCAUCACCAACGACAGCAGCAACCUCCUCGCCUCGUGGCGGCGAGACCAGGAUUGCUGCGGAUGGACCGGCGUCACCUGUAACAACCAAACAGGCCAUGUUGUCGAGCUUGAUCUCAACAGCUUCCUUUUGGUUGGGCAGAUAAGUUCGUCCUUGCUUUCUUUGGGUUAUUUGGAGCACCUCGACCUUGGCACAAAUUUCCUUCAGGGGCCCAACGCUAGUGUGUUCCCGGAAUUCUUGUGUUCUAUGAACAGCUUGAGACAUCUUGACCUCUCCUACAUUCCUUUCUCGGGUAGAGUGCCUCCCCUGCUCAGCAACCUUUCCAACUUGGAAUACCUCGACCUGUCCUUUACAUCGUUCUUCGGUAGAAUCCCUCAUCAGCUCGGGAACCUUACAUCAUUGCGACAUCUUGACCUCAGUUGGAUGUAUAAUAGUACAUACUCAACAGAUGUCUCAUGGCUAAGUCGCCUACAUAUGUUGGAGUAUGUUGACAUGAGCAACAUAACUCUCAGCACAGUAACUGAUUUUCCUGAUGUGGCCAACAUGAUUCCAACUCUGAAGCACAUCAUUUUAAUGAAUUGUUCACUUCCAAGUGCAAAUCAGUCGAUCGCAAACCUAAACCUGACCAAACUUGAGGAGCUUGUCCUCAGCCGGAACUACUUCGGCCAUCCAAUCUCAUCAUGCUGGUUUUGGAAUGUUACAAGCAUUAAGUCACUCUCCCUAGAUGAAACAUAUCUGUAUGGUUCCUUCCCUGAUGCACUAGGAAGAAUGUUUUCGCUCCAACACCUAGAUUUUUCUUACAAUGGAAAUGCAGCCACAAUGACAGUGGACCUAAAAAAUCUCUGCCAACUGGAAUCUCUAUACCUCGCCAGGAGUCUAUCAUCUGGUAACAUAACAGAGUUUCUAGAGAAGUCACCAAAGUGUUCUGCUAGCAAAUUGUAUGCCUUGAGUUUGCCAAGCAAUAAUAUGACAGGAAUGCUUCCAAACACUAUGGACGGCAUGACCAGCUUAAAUGGCCUUAUCCUUACUAACAACAGUAUUAGUGGUUCAAUACCACUCGGUAUUCGGAAUUGUACUAGUUUGGAAUACCUCCAUUUGAGUUCCAAUCAAUUCAGUGGGCAGAUACCAUUACUGCCGAGAAGCCUCAGGGUAUUGGAAGUCACCAGAAACAUCUUUUCCGGGAAUUUGCCACUGGAAUUUGGAGCUCCAAAUCUUGAAAGAUUAAUUCUAUCCUUCAAUUACAUUAGCGGUCAAGUUCCUGGAUCUAUUUGUAGGUCACGAAACAUGAAAUUCUUGGAUUUAUCACACAAUCUUUUCAAGGGAGAACUACCUCACUGUUCUGAUAUGCCAAACUUAAGUUUCCUGCUCGUAAGUAACAACAGCUUCUGUGGAAAGUUCCCUGCAUGGCUCCAAAGCCUCUCAUCCCUGGUUUUCCUAGACCUUUCCUGGAACAGGUUUAAUGGGCCACUACCAAGGUGGAUUGGACAUUUGGUGAGCUUACGUAUUUUACUCCUAAGCCAUAACAUGUUCGAUGGAGAGAUUCCAGUCAAUAUCACAGAUCUUAAAGGACUGCAAUACCUGAACUUAGCAGCCAACAAUAUGUCCGGGCCAAUUCCAAAAACUUUGUCAAACCUAAUUGGAAUGACUAUAAAACAUAGGCCUGGACCUAAUGAUGAUUCAGACACAUCCUUGGCAUUUGAUGAGUCUCAAGAUACAUUUUCCCUGGUGACGAAGCAUGAAGUGCUCAAGUAUGGAGCACAUGGGCUAGUUGAUGUGGCUGGAAUUGAUUUGUCAUUGAACCACUUAGCAGGAGGAAUUCCAGAUGAAAUAGCCUCUCUUAGUUUGCUGACGAAUAUAAAUUUGUCAUCGAAUCACUUAAGAGGAAAAAUCCCAAAGAAUAUUGGAUCUAUGAAAUCGUUGGAAUCACUUGACGUCUCAAAGAACAACCUCUCUGGUGAAAUCCCACCAAGCCUCUCAGAUUUAACAUAUCUAAGUUACCUGGAUGUUUCGUAUAACAAUCUUACUGGAACUAUCCCAUCUGGUCGUCAACUUGACACCCUUUACACUGAAAAUCCUUCUAUGUACUACGGAAACAGCGGUCUUUGCGGUCCUCCUCUGCAGAGGAAUUGUUCAGGGAAUGGCACACCAGAGCAUGGGCAUGGCAAUAAUCAGCAAGAAAGUGAAAAAGAUUCCGAUUCAGCGUUCUUUUACUAUGGACUUGGGUCAGGGUUUGAGAUGGUCUUAUUGGUUCUGUUCUGUGUUCUAUUAUUCAAGAAGUCAUGGAGAAUUGCUUAUUUCCUUCUUGUUGAUUUGGUGUACGACAAAGCAUUCGUCUUUCUGGUUGUCACAUGGAGUAGGCUAGCAAGGAGGAACACCAGUAGGAAUUAA
This is a messenger RNA of Miscanthus lutarioriparius, 2550 nucleotides long. Lineage: Eukaryota; Viridiplantae; Streptophyta; Magnoliopsida; Poales; Poaceae. The record is from the annotation of a GenBank genome assembly.